Molecule: messenger RNA, 1191 nt
Organism: Penicillium antarcticum
Lineage: Eukaryota; Fungi; Ascomycota; Eurotiomycetes; Eurotiales; Aspergillaceae
Exons: 2
Coding region: 1-1191 (396 amino acids)
Source: RefSeq, a predicted model, not a curated record
AUGAUCCAUAAUGUCCGUCAUCUUUCGAGACAACCAGCCCCAGGCUAUUUACCCCGGGGUGAGAAUUGGUUUCAUGAAAUUCCUUUUUUGCCCCACGGAUGGGAAACCACCAAUGACCAUGGCUCCGGGACCCUUAAACAUGCCGCAAUGAAAGCUCUGCUGAAAGACCAGUCGCAACUGAAGCCAGAGCUGUUCGAAAUUGUUCCAUGGCAUCUAGCAAAAUAUCUCUGGGAAUCUCUAGGCAAAUGCAACAAGCAGACACUAUACAUGUGGAAACUGAUGGCGACAAUGUACCCUGCAGAAUUUCCUCAAACCAGUCCCUAUUACUGUCUAGGCACUGGUAGUCCCAGGGAGCCGCUCAAAGCAUAUAUGGGAAUGCUUAACAACAAAGACUUCCGCUGGCGAGCAGUCUUGACACUUGCAUCCACAUAUUGCUCUCUGACAGAUCUUUCGGGAAUCCCAAAUAUCAAGAACCUAGUCGCUCUGGAGAUUUGCUUGUCCCGAGGUAAUCGGAGCCAAAUGGACCAGGAGAAUGUCACUAAAGAGCAAGUCUCUUUGCAAGAUGGAUCCGUGCGUGGUUGGGUCGAAAUGUGGCAGUUCACCAGAGCUCUACAGCAUCUCCGGGUCCUCCGAAUCUACCACCAGCACGGAUUGACCACUGCAGCUUUGAGAUCUCUUUGCGAACUACCAGGGCUCCAGCUUGUGGUUGCGUACGCAUGCGAUAAGAUUACACAAGAGAUCUCAAGCCACCGGAAACCUUCAAACAACAUACUCCCCAUUGAAGGAUGGUCGGCUAGCAGGCUUGACUGGCUACCAAAGGAGAAGGCACUGACAGAUCUAGGGCCACUGCUAGAUGUGUACAAAGCUAGUCUUGGAACAGAUCCAGAUGCGGAUGGGCAACAAAAACAACCCUCGACAUUGGUUACCAAUCUCCCGAUUUUGGAAUUCCAACUUCCAACAGCCAAUCACAACAAUCCGGAGCGGGUGGCACAGCGUGCUAUGUAUAGGCCUAGGUCGAUUGUGUUCUUCACUAGGGACCCUGCCAUGCAGAAACUUGAUCAGGAGAAAAAGCAGCGUGAGAGGGGAAAGAAGCGGUCUGAGCCAGUGGAGGGACCUAAUCCCCGUGCCAGGAAGGCUGUUAUGAAGGAUAGAGGGAGAGAUAUCUCUACGACAUUGAAUGCAUUUUUUUAA